AGUUCCUCAAUUAUGCAGUAUUUCGGUGAAUCCUCUUUCCACUAGUGUGUGGUAAAAAUUAAUAUGGAUCGUGUCGCGAACCCAACUACCCGUACGUGCAGCUUUCUUCAGUCGUUCAAGCUCUAAGUUAUACUUUACCCUAUAGACGCACACAUUACUGUCCAUUUUCUAUUGAAAAUAAAAAAUAUUAUUUAUAGUUCUGUACAAAAUCAAUUGUCUGUUUAUGAUCACGUACCGAAUCUAUUGGCUUCUUUCCCAUCGUAUAGCUUUAUAAAUUUCAGAUAUCUUAAAUUUUGAAAUCAUUCAACUAGUUGAAUGCGGAUAACUAUUUGGUAAAGAUACCUGGAUUCUGUUCCUUCAAUCACCAUCUGCUUUUUUAUCGCUCGAAGCGUUCGUUUUAGGCUAUUUGACUUACUUCUAAUAUAAAGUUGCUCUAUUUACGUAUUUCUACAAUGGAGCCGCCAAAUAUCCUUUCAAGAAUUCCUUACAAGCAGAGUCCUCUUAACCCUGCAGAGUUUAAUUUGACUCAUUAUUGCAUGUCUUCUCUCUUGUCUAUACCUUGGAACGAUAUUAGUGCAACUGGAUUUGAGUAUUUAGCAAAGAAAUAUCGAUUAGACGUCUUUUCGGACACAUCAAAUUCCAAUGAAGUGGUGCUUAGCCUUGCAGGGAAAAUUAUUCUCAUCGAUGUAAUCAUCCCAACCAAUGGAUCACAUAAAGAUAUAAAGAUUGCUUUGGCUUUUGCUGAUGCCACUGGAGAACAAUAUAAAAAUACUGCUGCAGAGGAUAUUCUUCAGAGUGCUAUUCAUGAAAACAACACAAUCUUAUUAGAACGAAACGUUGCUUUGUUAGCAGCGCUUGACCGCUGCUCGCCAUCUGUUCAGCAGAGCUGUUUUCAGUAUUUGGAGGCUUUAAAAUCUGCAUUUAACUUAAUAUACGCUUCAAGGUUAAGGUCUCAAGCGUCCAGUGAUGAAACUGAAAUAAUAAUGAGUGCAGAGGGAAAACCUUUAAAUGAUAAUAACGGGAAUUUAGGACUUCAGUUGGCUUUUUGGAAAUAUCAAGAUUCUUUAUAUACUGCGAAGAUUUCUAUGAAUGAGCUUCCUUCAAAUUCCUUACCAUCCGCCUUUUAUGGAGCAAACUUAGUGUCUGAGACACCCUUAAAAAUUUCUGGCGAAGUUAACUGGUUACCGGAAACAACCAUGACUCAAAUACCAGCUACGAUGGAGCUUCUUUUUGAAGAUUCUCAUUUUGUGUUUCCAGAAUUUGGCGUACAAUCCUUGCUCAGCUUUCUUCAAAUCACCGACGUAAAUCUAUCUGAAAACUUUAUUCCCUACAAAAAUUUGCUUAAUCUCCCUAACCAAACAACAGCGGGUUAUCCGUCUAUGAAUAAAAGCCAUAUUAUAUAUCUGGGAGGAAUUGACAUCCCUGCUCGCUCAGUUCAUCGUAUUCCUUUCAGUCAUCCUCGGCAGAUUCUCGGUAUUUUCCAACAUGUUCGUCAAUACUUGGCAUUACAAACUAUUUUUGAAAAUGUAAAGCUCACCUCUACAAAAAUAACCGCGACCGCUUCUCUCCGAUUGAACCUGAUUAUGAAACAGUAUCCUAUGAUUCAUAUGCAAUAUCAAGAACUAAAUAAGCUAUCUAACGUGGAUCCAGUCAUUGCCAAUAUUGCGGUACUUCCGAAUGGUAUUAUUCAAUUAAAUUCCAUUACAUACGGUACUACUCCAAUAAACCAGAACGAUACUAUAAAAAUCCAAAAAAUGCUUCAGAAAACUUUAAAUAUUGGCCUUGUGUUGGAGUUUGCAAUACCAAAGUUGUUCAACAACUUACAACAUACAUAACGUUGAAUAAAUAUCUAAAAUUAAAAUAACAUAAGCAAUAACGCUUUUUUAUUUUCUAAGUAGCUAAAAUAAAGCUGCAGAAC
Molecule: messenger RNA, 1918 nt
Organism: Schizosaccharomyces cryophilus OY26
Lineage: Eukaryota; Fungi; Ascomycota; Schizosaccharomycetes; Schizosaccharomycetales; Schizosaccharomycetaceae
Product: mediator complex subunit Pmc2/Med1
Exons: 3
Coding region: 453-1835 (460 amino acids)
Biological process (GO): regulation of transcription by RNA polymerase II
Cellular component (GO): mediator complex
Molecular function (GO): transcription coregulator activity
Source: RefSeq, a predicted model, not a curated record